Messenger RNA from Colletotrichum phormii, 2451 nucleotides. RefSeq lists its product as uncharacterized. NCBI's taxonomy places the organism in Eukaryota, Fungi, Ascomycota, Sordariomycetes, Glomerellales, Glomerellaceae. The transcript has 4 exons. The coding region runs from base 73 to 2106 and encodes 677 amino acids. The record is from RefSeq and is a predicted model, not a curated record. Gene Ontology annotation, molecular function: histone deacetylase activity. Gene Ontology annotation, biological process: negative regulation of transcription by RNA polymerase II. Gene Ontology annotation, cellular component: Rpd3L-Expanded complex; nucleus.
UCGGUUUUGCCCGGUCCCCAUAUACACCUAGCCGACGACAUCACCAUCGCGAAUAGAUCGCCGACCGACGCAAUGUCACAACUCGGUUCGGUGGCCUUGGCCAAUGGCUCUGCGACGCCGAAGAAAGUCGCCUACUUCUACGAUUCCGACAUUGGUAAUUAUGCCUAUGUUACCGGUCACCCCAUGAAGCCCCAUCGCAUACGCCUCGCACACAGCUUGAUCAUGCACUACGAUUUAUUCAAGAACAUGGAGAUAUAUCGCGCGAAACCUGCGACGAGGGGAGAGAUGACCCAGUUCCACACAGACGAGUACAUCGACUUCCUCCAGAAGGUCACUCCCGACAACAUGGACGCCUACCAGAAGGAACAGGGGAAAUAUAAUGUCGGAGAUGAUUGUCCCGUCUUUGACGGCCUCUUCGAGUUCUGUGGCAUCAGCGCUGGCGGUAGCAUGGAGGGUGCCGCCCGUCUUAAUCGUCAAAAGUGCGACAUUGCAGUCAAUUGGGCCGGUGGUCUUCAUCACGCCAAAAAGAGCGAGGCCAGUGGUUUCUGCUACGUCAACGACAUUGUCCUCGGCAUCCUCGAAUUGCUGCGUUUUAAGAAGCGCGUCCUCUACAUCGAUAUCGACGUCCACCAUGGCGACGGUGUCGAAGAAGCAUUCUACACGACUGACCGAGUCAUGACCGUUUCCUUCCACAAAUACGGCGAAUACUUCCCUGGUACCGGAGAGUUGCGCGACAUUGGUAUCGGCACCGGCAAGCAUUACGCUGUCAACUUUCCUCUUCGCGAUGGUAUCGACGACAUCUCGUACAAGUCAAUUUUCGAACCGGUCAUCGAGCACGUCAUGAAGUUCUAUCAACCCGAAGCUGUUGUACUGCAGUGUGGCGGCGACAGUUUGUCCGGCGAUCGCUUGGGUUGCUUCAACCUCAGUAUGGAGGGCCACGCCAACUGUGUGGGGUACGUCAAGAGCUUCGGCUUGCCGACCUUGGUUUUGGGAGGUGGUGGAUACACCAUGCGCAACGUGGCUCGCACAUGGGCAUUUGAAACUGGUGUACUCGUUGGCAAGCACCUGCCUAAGACGCUUCCUUACAACGAAUAUUAUGAAUACUAUGCCCCCGAUUUCGAACUGAAUGUGCGCCCAUCGAAUAUGGAGAACUCGAACAGCUUCGAAUAUCUGGAGAAGAUCAAGGCCGCUGUCAUCGACAACCUAAGACAUACCCAGCCUGCCCCCUCGGUUCAGAUGCAAGAUGUGCCUCGCCAACCCUUUGGUGGCAUGACGGACGAGGAAGAAGCCGAGCUAAACGAUAUGGACGAAGACGAACACGCAGAUGAUCGAAUGACACAACGCCGAUGGGACCAGCGCACCCGUAACGAAGCCGAGUUCGAGGACAGCGAUGACGAAGAUAUGGAUCAGGCCAAUGGCAUGACGCGCCCUCGGAAUGCCAAGAAGCGCACCUUUGGUGACUACCGGCAAGCUGAAGGCGAGGUCGACAGCGGUGCGCCCUCACCCGUAAAUGGUGUCCCCGAGGGUGAAGAAGCCCCCAACGCUGAGCCGAUUGUGGAUGCCGACAUUACUCUUGAGAACCCCGCCGAACCCGAAGACACGUCAGACAAGUCAGUUCCAGAGAAGGAGGCCGCCCCAGAAGCCUCGAAAGAGGAUGCUGUCGACGAGGAUGGUGAUGUCGGCAUGGAAGAUGGAGCGGAUGUUGAGGAGGGCACGACUACAAUCAAGAAGGAAGAAGUUGAGGCAGAACCUGUUCAGGUAGCCGAGAAGGAAGAAAAGGCGGAGAGGCCUUCGCGCCAGCCUUCCGCCGAGCCUGCAGCUGAGCCUCCUGUCACAGAAACGACAGAGAUAACCGAAGCCACCGACGCUACCACGGAACCUGCUAAGGAGACUGAGUCGGCAGCAAGUAAGGAGGCAGACGUCACCGAGGCCAACGAGUCCAAGCCUGAGGUCGCAGCAGAAGAACCAGCUGCUGAAGCCAAAGCAGCUACCCCCGAGAAAGAAAAGGACUUCGCUGAGAAACCAGAGGUCAAAGCUGCUGAGCCCGAGGUGGACAAGAUGGAUGUUGACGAAAAGCCGGCUGAAGAGGAAGCCAAAAAGGAAUAGUGGUACGAAAGGCCCCUUAUUCCUUUUUUUCCGCGGUGGCCAUGGCAGAGAUGCAGCACACCACCAAUGACGCAACGUUGGGUUCAAGUCAGCAGGCUCGCGGGAGGAGUGCGAGAGUAUCGGGCGUUCAAGGACAGGUUUUGAGGAAUUUUCUGAGCAUGGAACUCUGGGAUUGUUGUUUGUUUGUGGUUUUUUAGUGAUACUCUCAUACACUCCUUGCAAAGUAUUGUACCGGCGGGAGGAAAUCGUCGGCUGUAUUAUAGAUAGCCAAGGCGUGGUGGUGCCUUGUCAGUAGCGAUUUUAUUUACACUGAGUAAUAUGUGACAGAUUGUUCCUUUCCGCCGA